Molecule: messenger RNA, 3863 nt
Organism: Ctenopharyngodon idella (grass carp)
Lineage: Eukaryota; Metazoa; Chordata; Actinopteri; Cypriniformes; Xenocyprididae
Gene: ttyh2
Product: tweety family member 2
Exons: 15
Coding region: 340-1986 (548 amino acids)
Cellular component (GO): plasma membrane
Molecular function (GO): intracellularly calcium-gated chloride channel activity; volume-sensitive chloride channel activity
Source: RefSeq, a predicted model, not a curated record
CCCAUUCGUGCGCUCAUUCAAGCUCGCUCCCGAGUUGCCAUCAGAGAGAAUGAGCGCACAACACGCGCAGAAAUGGCUGCGGCACGAGACCAGGAUUUAAUGCAAUAAUUCCACAUUUCCCGUGAAUUCCCAUGGGCUGCGAUUUGGGGGAAGUAUUCAGAUAUCUUUUUAUGUACCUUUCAGCACUUUUGCUUCAGUACACAAUCUUUCCAAUCUCAAAAUCCAUGGCUUUUGUUUGAGAAGACAAGACAGCGGAGAGUACACGGGAAAGAAACACCCAAAUUGUCCAACCGUCUCUAUCUGGGGAAGUGAUUUAUUCGUCUCCUCGACUGCUGAAGGAUGUCGUCUGCACGGGUUGAUUAUAUCGCUCCUUGGUGGACUUACUGGCUUCAUCAAUUUCCUCAUGUGAAUCUAAGGUUUCAACCGCUGGAUCACACAUUUAAACCGCAAGAGGAGAACUACCAGCAGUCGCUCAUCUUCCUGGGCUGUGUAGCAGCAGCUGGGCUCGGUGUGAAUCUGCUGUGCCUGGCCAUCUACCUGAGCUGCCUGUGCUGCUGUCGGAAGGAUGAGGAGGAAGAGGAAAGUAAGAAAUCCAACUCUUGCUGUGUCACUUGGGCUGCUGUUGCUGCCGGACUCAUCUGCUGUGUUGCCGUGGGAGUUGGUUUCUAUGGAAACAGUGAAACCAAUGAUGGGGUGUACCAGCUGACCUAUUCCCUCUAUAAUGCCAAUCACACACUGGCAGGAGUGGACAGUUUGGUGACGGGUACUAUGGGAGGCAUGCAGAGCGGCCUAAAUGAGCACUUGUCUCGACUGGGCGAGAUCUUUGCUGCACGGGGAGACUUUGUGCAGACGCUGCAGUUCAUGCAACAGAUGUCAGACAACAUCAUUAAGCAACUGCUGGGGCUUCCUGACUGGGAAAAGGCAAAAGUAGACCUGGCUGCCAUAGCUGAUCAGACUGCAUAUGUGGAGUAUUACAGGUGGUUGACAUACCUCCUAAUACUAAUAUUGGAUCUGGUCAUCUGUCUUGCUGCUUGUCUGGGUCUGGCCAAGCAAUCCCGCUGGCUGCUUACUACGAUGAUGGUGUUCGGGGUUCUGACUCUGAUACUGAGUUGGGCGUCUCUCGGAGCUGAUGUGGCCACUGCAGUGGGUACAAGUGACUUCUGUGUUGCGCCAGACAAAUUUCUAAUGAACCAAACAAAAGACAUAAUCAGCUCAGAUAUUGUGCAUUAUUACCUGUACUGCAGCCAGACUCUCCCCAACCCAUUUCAGCAGUUUGUUUUGCAGUCACUGACUGUCUUCCAGAGAUCGCUGACCACCAUGCAGAUCCAGAUACAGGGUCUCCUGCAGUUUGCAGUGCCUCUGUUCCCCACAGCUGAGAGGGAUUUAUUGAGUAUUCAGCAUCUACUGAAUAAUUCAGAGGCCGGUUUACAUCAGCUCACUGCUCUUCUAGACUGCCGAGGACUUAAUAAGGACUACCUGGACGCGCUGAUAGGUGUGUGUUAUGAUGGUGUGGAGGGGUUACUGUAUCUCUGUCUGUUCUCUCUCCUGGCGGCCUGUGCCUUCUCCGUCAUGCUGUGCGCCAUCCCGAGAGCGUGGCGACAGAUCGCCAACAGAGAUAGAGAUUACGAUGACAUCGAUGACGGGGACCCAUUUAACCCUCAGAGCCGGCGAAUAACGUCCCACCAUCCGCACCAGGGCAACAUGCACAGCUUCUGCAGCUACAGUAGCAGCAUGGGCAGCCAGACCAGCCUGCACCCUCCGACACAGGCCGUGUCCAACGCACCCCUGUCAGAAUAUAUGAACCAGUCUGCGCUGUUUGGUGGAAACCCACGCUAUGAGAACGUGCCUCUGAUCGGGAGGGGAUCUCCUCCUCCUUCGCUUUACUCUCAGCCAUAUAUAAACCGCUACUCUCCAACCAUGAGAGCCACCUACCUCUCCAUGACCGAAGACCAGAUCAGACACUUUGGGGAGGAUUUCCGAGCGUAGAACUGAUCCGCUUUCUUCUGUCAUGCACACGUUUUGUCUGGUGUGAUUCUUCACACUCUGGAAAUAUGGACACAUGGAAAACCCUCACGCCAGCAUGUGUGCGCAUCUUUAUUUGUGUUACAGGACCACGGUCUGAGAGGAGAACAUCGUUUUAAGAGCACUCUGUGUGUGUCCGUAUGGGUGCUUGCAUGUAUGUGUGUGUUUGUUGAUUAUUCUGAUGGUGCGAUGCAUCUUUUCCCUCACUACUGAGGUUCUGAAAUAUCCUGUCUCUAAUAAUGUUUUAUUUGUAUGUUUACGUCAUAUUUUACAUCAAAUAGACUGUUGGUCUUCCCUAUUGCCUUUCAAGUGCAGAAACUGUUCAGUGUGGGUAACAAACACUAUUUUGGACCCACUUUAUAUUGUGUCUUUAACUACUGUGUACUAACAUUUACAUAAAUUAUUUGAUGUAAUGCACUUAUUGUGUAGUGUACAUACAUUUGUACUUAUUUAAAUACUUGCAUGAAAUUACUUCUGUUGUUAAUUUACCUCUAUAAUUCUUUACUUACCCCUUAACCCACCUUUAAACCUAACCAUACCACAAAACCUGUCCCUAUACUUACCCGUAUCCCACCUCAAUAGCAGCAAAAGUGUUUUGCAAUACAAAAUGAACACAAUAAGCACAUGGUACUUAACAGUCACUGUUCUUUUAGAAUUAUUUACAGUGUAAUUAUACAAUUUAGUACUGAGUAAUAUAAUAUUAAUUAACUACAUGUACACACAUAAAUAUAUAUAAGUACAUAGAAGUUAAAGGCACCUAAUAUAAUAUGGGACCAAGUUUUUUCUCUAACCAGAGUACAGUACCAAACCUUAUAAAGGUUAGCCAUUUGUCAUAUUAAAGACUGUACAUAUAAGUGUGGACACUGGUUGAAUUAUUAAUAUUCUGUCCAUUGGACAUUUAGUCCUACAUAGUGUACAGCAUUGCUAGUAUCAACAUAGUAGGUUUGCUAGGUACUUUUCCAAGCGAUUGUUGCUCAUGAAAAGUUGUCUUACGUUUGUUUUUUUAGCUACUGUGCAGUGUGAACUUCAUGAACAUGUCAUCACUUUUUAUGAUGGCUAACUGUACAGAUACUUAUCUUCUUUUUAUCUUCUUAUUUUGAAGUGAAGUCAAUUGUUUUCUAAAUGUCCUUUGUGCCAAGAAUGGAAGCAUGUUUUGUGCCUCUAAAGCCUUUGUUUUCAUUCCCUUUCAUUGCUUUAUUCACUGUGUGUAUCUAUGAUUAACAGGGAUGGGACAUAGAGGAGGGAUAAAAGCUUUUCUGUUUGUUUUAUGCAUGUAGAGGCGUUUUAAAGCACAACAUGAUCACUUUGGGUUUAUAGUGACCAAACACUGUCACAUUCUACCACAAAUGAUGUUUCUAAUAUCCUGAGACUUUCACCUCAUUUCCAGCAAGCACAAAUGACGGGUCGUUUUACCUGGAACUUAAAAUUGCAGACCUUCUUUUCAUACUAAGUGUAGAAAGCACACUGAGCCAAUUUUCUCCCAUGUUGCAAAUGCAUAUGCUUUGAAUUGACCUGUUGACCAGCUGUAAAUAACCUGUAUGGUAACAGAUGUUGUGUGACUAUUUGUAUUUCUUUCUUUGCUCCAUUCUUGAGUGCCAUUCGCAGUAUAUUGUUUGAUAAAACAUGGACGGAUGCUUGCACAGCGUGUCCUCAUUUGAGAUUGAUGGUGGCUUCCGUCUGGUUUAUUGCAUAGUGAUUUUAAUACAUUUUUUAAAACUGAUUUUAAUACUUGGUGCAUGAAUCACACUGUGUUGCAGACACUGAGGGUGGUGCUUGAUUUCUGUCUAACUUAGAGGACAGAAACAUGGAUAUAUAAUAAAAAAUAUUUUGAUUUCAAUUGA